Messenger RNA from Aureobasidium namibiae CBS 147.97, 1083 nucleotides. Its product is annotated as GroES-like protein. The transcript has 5 exons. Gene Ontology annotation, cellular component: cytoplasm. Gene Ontology annotation, molecular function: (R,R)-butanediol dehydrogenase activity; zinc ion binding. Gene Ontology annotation, biological process: butanediol biosynthetic process. NCBI's taxonomy places the organism in Eukaryota, Fungi, Ascomycota, Dothideomycetes, Dothideales, Saccotheciaceae. The record is from RefSeq and is a predicted model, not a curated record. The coding region runs from base 1 to 1083 and encodes 360 amino acids.
AUGAAGGCGCUGCGCAUCCACGGCAAAGAGGAUCUCCGUCUGGAGGAUAUUCAGACUCCACCAUGUGGUGAUGGCCAAAUCAUGAUAAAGCCAGCUUGGUGCGGAAUCUGCGGCACUGAUCUCCAUGAGUACAUGGGCGGUCCUUCGCUGUGUCCAACAACCCCCCAUCCGAUCACUAAUGAGACUGUGCCUUUGACCAUUGGCCACGAAUUCAGUGGCAUCAUCGAGGAGCUUGGAAAAGACGUUUCAGACAAAUAUACACUGGGCCAAAGAGUGGUUGUACAGCCAAUCAUCUAUUGCGGAGAGUGUGGAUCUUGCCAGGAUGGCAUCCCAAACUGCUGCGACAAGAAUGGAUUUGUAGGACUCUCGGGCUGGGGAGGAGGACUAGCUGAACACAUCGUUGUUCCAGAGUACUGCGUAGUGCCCGUGCCUGACAAUGUGUCCUUGGAGAUAGCGGCGCUUGUGGAGCCCUUAGCCGUCGCCUGGCACGCGGUCAACAUGUCUCCAGUCAAAGACUUCAGAAAAGGCCAAUUCGCAUUGAUCCUUGGUGGAGGUCCGAUCGGUCUUUCCGUUAUUCAAGCUCUUCGAGCACAUGGUGAUGGAACCAUCAUUGUCUCAGAAGUCUCUACCAAACGCAAGGCUUUUGCAGAGGAUUUUGGUGCUGAUUUUAUAUUGGAUCCCACGAAAGACGAUAUACCGGAACGUUGCAAGGACAUCUGCGGAGGUGUUCGUGGAGUGGAUUGUGUGUUUGACGCAGCUGGUGUUCAAGCUGGACUCGAUUCUGCGGUGCUUGCGAUGAGGGCUCGUGGUACUCUUGUCAACAUUGCUAUUUGGGAGAAAGAUGCCAGGAUCAUUCCUAACCAAUUCGUCUUCCGAGAGAAGACGUACAAGGGUGUCGCUACAUAUGUUCUCGGAGAUUUCGACGAAGUUCUCCAGGCAAUCAGCUCUGGCAGGAUGAAGCCAGAAAAGAUGAUAACGAAAAAGGUCGAGCUCAAAGACGUGAUCGCAGAAGGUUUCUUGACCUUGCUGAAAGACAAAGACAACCACGUCAAGGUUCUGAUCAAGUCAAAUCAUGUCGAGUGA